GUGAAUAAAAAAACUAACUUUAGCUGGACAAUAACUUAAUCCUAGUGCUUAUGUAAAGCCAAAACUCUCUGUUGAUGUAAUUUUCUCUUAUCCCUAUAAAUCUGCUUUGAAACUAUUCAUAUUGUUAAAAGCGCUUUGUAAAUUAAGGUGACUUGACCUGACUCAUGUUUUAUAAUAUUUUUUCUCAUAGUCCAGUUAACAUUGGAAGUAUUUCUUUGAACUGGUUUUGUAACAUUAUAUAUGUGUUCUCUGUAGGAAAUGCUGCUUGGUCAUUUAUUGGACAGGCUCUACAUCAGACUAUCAAGUUGCCUUGAUCGUGCCCCUCUGGACCUAGACUAUUUGGAGUUUGUAUGUUCACAGGAGCUUGUUGUACUCAGUGCAGUGUCAACCCAGAUUCAGAUCCCUCAAGCAGUGUCUAAUGCCCUUACUGAGGUGCAUCGCCUGGUCUCUGUACAAAAUGAACAGGAAACAAGUAUAACAGUUACCCUGGAAAGGGGAAACAGUGGACGCCCCAGAGUUCUAAUAUCCCAUGAAUAUGUGUCUGAGCUACUUAAUAUGGGCCUAUCUGUGAGGUGCAUUGCCAAUUUUGUAGGGGUUUCUAGGUCGACACUGCAGAGACGUAUGAAUGAUUGGGGAUUUUCUGUGAGGAAUCUGUACAGCGACUUAACAGAUGAUCAACUUGACAUCCUGGUGUCAGACAUUCACUCCAGCAACCCACACGCCGGGUACCGAAUGAUGUUGGGACUGCUGCGGGCACAGGGACAUCGACUGCAGUGGCAGAGGGUUCGUGCAUCAAUGCACAGAGUUGACACUGUAGGGAUUGUAACCAGAAUGUCAGAGUUGCGGUGUGUGGUACGCAGGACAUACUCUGUCCCAGGCCCCAGGUCGCUGAUGCAUAUCGAUACAAACCACAAACUUAUUAGGUACAAUAUGGUGAUAUUUGGCGGAAUUGAUGGCUUCUCCAGGAAGAUCAUGUAUCUUGGUGUGGCCAAUAACAACAAGGCCUCCACAACCCUUGCCUUCUUCAAUGAAGUUGUUGUGAGAUUUGGCUUACCAGAAAGGGUUCGUGGUGACCACGGGGUGGAAAAUGUUGAUGUCGCUCGACUUAUGUUCUCCAUCCGAGGACCCGGGAGAAACAGCUUCAUUGCGGGCAAAAGUGUACAUAAUCAGAGAAUUGAACGUCUCUGGCGAGAUGUGUUCACGGCAGUCACAUGCCGCUUCUACAGUCUUCUGCACCAGCUGGAGGGGGAUGGUCUCCUUGACCUGUCCAGUAGUCUUCAUCUCUUCUGCUGCCAGUAUGUUUUUAUUCCACGACUUCAAGCCCAGCUUGAUGUAUUCAGAGAUGGCUGGGACAACCACCCCCUUUCAACUGAGAGAAAUCACACUCCGAAUCAACUUUGGCACAUGGGUCUACAGCACAAUUCCGAAGAGUACAAUGAGGAUUUGCACAUCCCUAUGAUUGACUGGGAAAGUAGUGGUCUUAUACCCUGUGAUCCCAACUGUGGUGUCCAUGUCCCUGAGAGUGACUGUCCUUUGAGUCCUGAUGACCUGACUGGACUUAGUGUUGCUGUGGACCCAAUGGAACCCUCAACAUGCAUGGGGGUUGAUAAAUAUUUAGCUGCACUGGACUAUUUGCAAAACAUUGGCUAUGUGUAGGGCCAUCAUGAACUAAUUCCCCAUCUAAUCAAAUAAACACAACUGUAUGAUUUUUUUUUCUCCAACGUUUAUUGUGAACGCAUUUGUACAAUUGUCAAAUACAACUCUUACUGCUUCAAUAAAAGCAAACAU
Molecule: messenger RNA, 1788 nt
Organism: Carassius gibelio (silver crucian carp)
Lineage: Eukaryota; Metazoa; Chordata; Actinopteri; Cypriniformes; Cyprinidae
Exons: 6
Coding region: 259-1656 (465 amino acids)
Biological process (GO): DNA integration; DNA recombination
Molecular function (GO): DNA strand exchange activity; DNA binding
Source: RefSeq, a predicted model, not a curated record